UAUCACAUGAUCCAGUAAAUGAAAGUACACACAGAUAAGAUACUGUCUCUAAUCCAGUGGUUCAAACAGUUUCUGGAGUCUGGUGUUUCUCUGAUUGGACACUGAGCUCAGGUCCAGUUCAGGAAGAGUCUGGACGGAUCCAGGAGCCAGGAUCAGUUCAGGAACCUGCUCUGAAACGAGUCGCCCUCACCAGCAUCUGCUUCAGUGUUUGUCAGACAGUGAGCGAGUCUUUCAGCUCAUCUGUGAUUCUCCAACAGCAAACAGAAGGUUUAUAUGACCGUUUUCAGAGAGGUGCAAGACCAUGGUGGAAACAUUAAAUGAAGAAGUCCAUCUGAGAGACUCUGGGUUCGGUCGACCCUGGCCCAGACACGGACUCAGACUCCUCUACUGGUUUGCCAAUGAAUGCAUUUCUUUUGACGAAGAGAACAACAUGCUCUCUGAAUGUGACCCAGCUGAGGGAGAUUUUGGUUUUCACUAUUUUGAGAACAGAUCCGACCAAAAUGGGAAAAAACUUCUCAAUGAGACAGAUUUUCCUUACUAUGUGGUUGGCAAUCUAAACGUAAAAAAAUAUCCAGGAUCUGAAGAUCUUCCUGAUUAUGUCUCAGCAGACAAAUAUACUGACGAGCACGACAGCAACACGGACCGCAUCAUUGUCAGUCUUGAUGAGGAGUGGUGGGGUGCUAAAAGGUUUCAUCAGGUUUAUGUGACUCAACACCAGGACCGAUCAAACUACGAUCCAGACGCCACUCACCGGAUCUCCAGAGGCCUUCUCAAGAUCAUCAGGAGUAUGAGUUUAGAGGACUUUCUGAAGAAGAUGGCUUAUUUCCCACCAACGCCUGACAUUAAUGACAGACCUCAAUCUCCAGACAGAGUCCGUCCUGAUCUCACAGUGGUCAGUGUAUCCUCCAGUGAUUCCUCUGAGAGUGAGACUCCUACGACACAGAAUAAUGACAUCAGAAUCCAGAUAGUUGAUGAUGACCCUCCUGCACAAAACCCCUCAGGGAACUUACCCUCAACAGGGGGAUUCUGGGAAACAUUCUGCACCAUUCUUUAA
Carassius gibelio (silver crucian carp) is the source of this 1054-nucleotide messenger RNA. RefSeq lists its product as uncharacterized. Lineage: Eukaryota; Metazoa; Chordata; Actinopteri; Cypriniformes; Cyprinidae. The coding region runs from base 302 to 1054 and encodes 250 amino acids. The transcript has 2 exons. The record is from RefSeq and is a predicted model, not a curated record.